AUGGCUACUCCAUUUGGUGUUGACUUCGGUAACGACAAUACCGUCAUUGCCUGUGCAAGAAACAGAGGUAUCGACAUCAUCGUGAAUGAGGUCUCCAACCGUUCUACUCCUUCCUUGGUCGGUUUUGGCCAGAGGAACAGAUUUAUCGGCGAGACCGGUAAGAACCAACAGACUUCCAACUUGAAAAACACUGUUGGAAACUUAAAGAGAAUCUUGGGUAUGAACUACAAAGACCCAGACUUUGACAUUGAGUCCAAGUACUUCUCGUGCGGUUUGGGUGAGAACGAGCUUGGCCAGAUCAACGCCAAGGUGAGAUUUUUGAAUGAGCCUCAGGAGUUCACCUCCACCCAAUUGGCGGCCAUGUUCUUGAAUAAAAUCAAGGACAUCACUGCCAAGGAGACCAAAGGCAACAUUGUCGACAUUUGUCUUUCAGUGCCCGUGUGGUACACUGAGAAGCAGAGACGUGCAGCUUCUGAUGCUUGUAAGAUUGCUGGUUUGAACCCAGUAAGAAUUGUCAACGAGGUCACUGCUGCUGCCGUCGGGUACGGUGUUUUCAAGCAGAAUGAGUUGCCUGAGGACAAGCCAAAAAAUGUUGCAUUUGUUGAUAUUGGCCACUCGUCUUUCCAGGUUUCUAUUGCUGCCGUGAAGAAAGGUGAGUUGAAAAUUUUGGGUUCUGCUUACGAUAAGCACUUUGGUGGAAGAGACUUCGAUCGUGCCAUCACAGAGCACUUUGCCGACGAGUUCAAGACCAAGUACAAAAUCGACAUCAGGGAGAACCCUAAGGCCUACUACAGAGUGCUCACUGCUGCUGAGAAGUUGAAGAAGGUUUUGUCUGCUAACACUCAGGCACCAAUCAACAUCGAGUCCGUCAUGAACGACAUCGAUGUGUCUUCUUCUUUGACCAGAGAGGAUUUGGAGGAGUUCAUCAAGCCAUUGUUGGAGAGAAUCAACGUCCCAGUUGAGAUUGCUUUGAAGGAUGCUGGUCUCACCACCGAACAGAUUGACUCCAUCGAGAUCAUUGGUGGCUGCACAAGAGUGCCAUCUUUGAAGAAAAGGCUUACCGAGAUUUUCGGCAAGCCUUUGUCCACCACCUUGAACCAAGAUGAGGCCAUCGCCAGAGGUAACGCCUUCAUCUGUGCCAUGCACUCCCCUACCUUGAGAGUUAGACCUUUCAAGUUUGAGGACUUCAACCCAUACUCCGUGUCCUACUUCUGGGAUAAGGAGGAAGAGGACGACGACCAUUUGGAAGUUUUCCCAAGAGGUGGUACCUUCCCUUCCACCAAGAUCAUUACCUUGUUCAGAAAAGGUGACUUCGACGUUGAGGCCAGGUACACCAACAAGGAGGAGUUGCCAGCCGGUGUUGAGCCAUUGAUUGCCAAGUGGCAUAUCAAGGGUGUGAAGCCAAACGAGGGCGAGUCCUCUAUUGCCACAAAGUUAAAGUUGAGAAACGAUCCAUCUGGUUUCUACACCAUCGAGUCUGCUCACACAGUUGAAGAGAAGAUUGUCAAGGAGUUAGUCGAGAAGGAGCCAAAGGAAGGUGAGGAGGAAGAGGAAGAGUCCGAGCCAGAGUACAGAGAGGUCAAGAAGGUCGUCAAGAAGGAUGACUUGGUCUUGGAGAUGCAGUCUUCUGCUUUGACUGAGGAGCAAAGAGCUACAUUUUUCGAGAAAGAGAAUGCCUUGGUGGUUGCCGACAAGUUGGUUGCUGACACUGAAGACAGAAAGAACGCCUUGGAGGAGUACAUCUACGAGUUGCGUGGCAAGUUGGAGGACCAGUACAAGGAUUUCGCUUCUGACGAUGAGAAGGCCAAGUUGUCCGAUAUGUUGAUGAAGGCCGAAGACUGGUUGUAUGAUGAAGGUUAUGACUCGACCAAGGCUAAGUACAUUGCCAAGUACGAGGAGUUGGCUUCGCUUGGUAACCUUAUUAGAGGCCGUUACAUGGCCAAGGAGGAGGAGAAGAAGCAGGCCAUCAGACAGAAGCAGGAGGCUGAGCAGAUGGCUGCCAUGGCUGAGAAGAUGGCUGCUCAGAGAGAGUCCACCAAGGGUUCCGAAGAGAACAAGGAGGAAGAAAAGAAGGAUGAAAAGAAGGGCGACGAGAUGGACCUCGACUAA
This is a messenger RNA of Candidozyma auris, 2109 nucleotides long. RefSeq names its product adenyl-nucleotide exchange factor (gene MSI3). Gene Ontology annotation, molecular function: ATP binding; ATP-dependent protein folding chaperone. Lineage: Eukaryota; Fungi; Ascomycota; Pichiomycetes; Serinales; Metschnikowiaceae. The transcript has a single exon. The record is from RefSeq and is a predicted model, not a curated record. Bases 1 to 2109 code for a protein of 702 amino acids. Gene Ontology annotation, cellular component: cytosol; nucleus. Gene Ontology annotation, biological process: protein folding.